Molecule: messenger RNA, 14788 nt
Organism: Cimex lectularius (bed bug)
Lineage: Eukaryota; Metazoa; Arthropoda; Insecta; Hemiptera; Cimicidae
Gene: Dhc64C
Product: dynein heavy chain, cytoplasmic
Exons: 62
Coding region: 165-14183 (4672 amino acids)
Biological process (GO): microtubule-based movement
Cellular component (GO): dynein complex
Molecular function (GO): minus-end-directed microtubule motor activity; dynein intermediate chain binding; dynein light intermediate chain binding
Source: RefSeq, a predicted model, not a curated record
GGCAAACUACACUGCAGCCAUUCCUCGUCUGGCUCAUAGGUUUCCGAGAUCGGCUUUUCCUAUUUUUUUCCAGUUUUUCUUAGUAAAAAAGGGAAAAAAUCGACCGGAUGGUUUAACUCUGGCUCGAGUUUUGUCGUCUUUCUUUCGGAGAAAUAGGCUUGAAGAUGGGCGAUUCGUUGGACUCGAGCGACCCUCCACCGGAGGAACAGCCGGUCUCGAUAACGGAUCUGACCGAAUUUAUCGUCUACCUGAAGGAAAACAUCAAAUUGAAUCUUUUAGGAGGGAUUUACUCUCCUUCGGCCCUCGACCAGGCGUUGCAAGACGUGGACAAUUUGGACUGCGUCAAGAAAUUCUUAGGAGAUGCCCAAAUACCUACGCUCGUCGUUCAGAAAACUUCGGCCAAAGAUGAUGAUACAGACCAAGGAGCAGAUGGAGAUGAUGAUAAGGAUCAAGUGUCAAUCACAAUUGCCAAUUCAGUUCAUUUUGGCACUUCCAAAACUACCAGUCUUCUGUUCAUCAAGACUGGGCCAAUUAUGGAAGCUGAUAAGCCAAUUCAUUCUCAGCUUCACAGAAUUGAUUUGUGCGAAGGAUCUGCUUACGAAAGCCUGCACUCAAUUGUCAGCAAGGGGAUGUCGCCCUUUUUCAAAAGUUACAUCAAAGAAUCGGGCCGAGCGGAUCGAGACGGCGACAAAAUGGUCCCGUCAGUCGAAAAGAAGAUCGACGAAUUGGAAAUGGGCCUGUUGCACCUUCAACAGAACAUUGACAUACCUGAAAUCUCAUUAGCUGUGCAUCCUAUUGUUGCAUCUGUGAUAAAAAAGUGCCACGAAGAAGGUAGAAAGCCAAAGGUGUCCGAUUUUGGCGAUAAAGUCGAUGACUCCAGUUUUCUCAACCAGUUACAAAAUGGCGUGAACCGCUGGAUCAAAGAAAUUCAAAAGGUAACAAAAUUAGAUAGAGACCCAGCAUCUGGAACAGCGCUUCAAGAAAUUUCAUUUUGGUUAAAUUUAGAAAGAGCUCUUCAUAGAAUUCAAGAGAAACGAGAAAACAUUGAUGUAAUUUUAACUUUGGAAAUUUUAAAACAUGGAAAGCGUUUUCAUGCUACAGUCAGUUUUGAUAGUGAUACAGGUUUAAAAACAGCUUUAAGUACAGUAAAUGACUAUAAUCCUCUCAUGAAAGAUUUCCCAAUAAAUGAUCUGUUAUCUGCGACUGAGUUAGAUAGAAUACGGUAUGCUGUUCAACAGAUUUUUACCCAUUUGAGGAAAAUUCGGAACACUAAAUAUCCGAUGGCAAGAGGUUUGAGGCUCGUCGAGGCGAUUUCAAGGGAUUUGACGUCCCAAUUGCUAAAAGUACUCAGUACAAGACGUUUGAUGCAUAUCCCGUUCGACGAGUUUGAAAAAGUGAUGCAACAGUGCAGCAAUGUUUUCACAACUUGGGAUGAUGAAUAUGAUAAGCUUCAGGGCCUCCUGAGAGAUAUAGCGAAAAAGAAGAGAGAAGAGCAAAUGAAAAUAGUGUGGAGAGUCGCACCGUCCCACAAGAAAUUACAGACAAGGAUGGAACACAUGAAAAAUUUCAGACACCAACAUGAACAGCUUAGAAUGGUUAUUGACAGGGUCUUGAGACCCGCUGCCCUUCAAGCUCAAGAGGCGAACGGUAUUAACGAAGGGAGUGGAAAAGUUGGAGGCCUCUUAUCACUCGAAUCUUCCAGCGUAACUGCUAUUGAGGAAGUCAAUUUGGCGUAUGAAAAUGUAAAAGAAGUCGAUUGUCUCGAUAUGUCAAGAGAAGGAGGAGAGGCUUGGGAAGCUGCUGUCGCUAGGUAUGAAGAAAGGAUUGAUAAAGUCGAAACAAGAAUUACUGCUCAUUUGCGGGACCAAUUGGGGCAAGCCAAAAAUGCGAAUGAAAUGUUCAGGAUUUUCUCGAGAUUUAAUGCUCUUUUUGUAAGACAGCAUAUCAGGGGAGCUAUAAGAGAAUACCAGACACAACUAAUCCAAAGAGUCAAAGAUGAUAUAGAAUCUCUUCAUGAAAAAUUCAAAAUCCAAUACACUCAGAGCAAAGGGAAUAAAAUGAGCACAAUUAGAGAUAUUGCACCAGUCAGCGGAUCUAUAAUUUGGGUCAAACAAAUUGAUAGGCAGCUUACUACUUAUUUAAGAAGAGUUGAAGAUGUUUUGGGUAAAGGAUGGGAAAAUCAUAUCGAAGGACAAACAUUGAAGGCUGAUGGUGACAGUUUCCGUUUGAAGCUCAACACCCAGGAAAUAUUUGACGAGUGGUCAAGAGUUGUCCAACAGAGGAAUCUGAGUGUAUCUGGUCGGAUUUUCGCCAUCGAAAGCACAAGAUCAAGGACUGGAAGGGGCAAUGUCCUUAAACUUAAAGUCAAUUUCCAUCCUGAGAUAAUUACCCUCUAUAAAGAAGUAAGGAAUCUGAAGGCGUUGGGAUUCAGGGUGCCUCUUGCCAUUGUUAAUAAAGCACAUCAAGCGAAUCAACUCUAUCCAUUCGCAGUAUCUCUAAUUGAGAGUGUCCGGACGUAUGAAAGAACUCUAGAAAAGCUUGUGAACAGGACAGCAACAAUCCCUAGUUCGACGCAAAAGCUUGAAGAUAAAGCGAGUAUUAUCCCUCUUGUUGCUGGUUUACGAAGAGAAAUGCAACAGUUAAUUGCUGAGGGUAUACAACUGGUCUGGGAAAGCUACAAACUUGAGCAGUACGUUCAUAGGUUUGCUGAGCAAGUCUGUAUUUUCCAAGAGAAGGUAGAGGAUCUUUUAGUUGUCGAAGAGCAACUUGAUGUUGAUGUAAGGUCUUUAGAGACUUGCCCUUACUCCGCAAAUACUUUUUCGGAUAUCCUUUCCAAAAUCCAACGAGCCAUUGACGAUUUAUCCCUGAAGCAAUACAGCAAUCUUGUUAUUUGGGUGUCGCGGUUGGAUCAAGCUGUUGAAAAAAAUUUGAGCAACCGGCUACAAGCCGGAAUUGAAGCAUGGACAGAUGCACUCGAGGGCAAAGCCAUGGGCAUUGAUCUUUCAAUGGACACCGAUGCGCCUGCAAAACCUAUUCACGCGCCAGGUGGUGAUCCAUCGGUUGGCGUGCUAACUCACGAAGUCAGGAUCACAAACCAAAUUAUGUACCUUUAUCCGAGUUUGGAGGAAGCUCGAUUUUUGAUAAUGCAGCAGCUCUUUUCUUGGCAAGCAGUGGUGACUUGUCAGACAAGAUUGCAAUCUUCACGAUAUCAGGUCGGUUUGGAUAUGUCGAUGUCACAAACAUACAGAGAUCUUCUAACAAAACUUCCACAAAGCUGUCAACCUCUGCUUCAUGCUUACGAUUCAAUUGAUCAUAAAGUUAAAGAGGUGUUUAAUUAUGUCACGGAAUGGCUAAGAUAUCAAUCGCUUUGGGAUUUGCAGUCCGAUAUGCUUUACAGCAGACUUAAGGAGGACAUCACCAUAUGGAUGAGAUGUCUUAGCGAUGUCAAGAAAUCUCGAAUGACAUUUGACACUUCUGAAACAAAACGAGAGUUUGGCCCUAUAGUCAUAGACUAUGCCAAAGUGCAGAGCAAAGUUGCUCUCAAGUAUGAUUCAUUAGAAAAAGACAUUCUUGCUAAAUUUGGAGCACUUCUAGGAUCAGACAUGUCUACUUUCCAUGCACUCAUUUCCAAGUCAAGAAGCGAACUGGAAAAACAAUCGAUAGAAGCUGCUUCUACUUCUGAUGCUGUUUGUUUCAUUACAUACGUACAGUCAUUAAAGCGUAACAUGAAGACGUGGCAGAAACAGGUUGAAGUUUAUCGAGAAGGGCAGAGGAUACUCGAGCGGCAUAGAUUUCAAUUUCCUAACAAUUGGCUGUAUGUUGAUAAUGUCGAGGGUGAAUGGAGCGCUUUCAAUGAAAUCAUCAAACGCAAGGAUCUCUCCAUACAAGCACAGGUUUUAAGUUUACAGCAAAAGAUGGUCGCAGAGGACAAAGCCGUCGAAGGAAGAACGAACGAACUUUUAUCCGAUUGGGAACACUCUAAACCAAUCGAAGGGAAACUCCGCCCAGAUGAAGCCCUCAUUCAGCUGCAAGAGUUCGAGACGAAAUUCUCACGGCUUAAAGAAGAAAGGGACAACGUGGCCAAGGCAAAAGAAGCCCUCGAAUUGCAAUACACCGGAGCGAGCUCGAGCUCGGAAGAACGAGUUCUCGUCAUGUUUGAAGAAAUGCAGGAUUUGAGAGAAGUUUGGUCCGAGCUCUCAAGGAUCUGGACACAGAUCGAUGAGAUGAGGGAGAAACCUUGGCUUUCAGUACAGCCUAGGAAACUGAGACAACAGCUAGACACCUUGAGCCAACAACUCAAAGAACUACCGGCAAGAGUCAGGCAGUACUCGAGUUACGAGUAUGUUAAGAAACUUCUUCAAGGCUAUUCCAAGGUGAACAUGCUCAUAAUUGAAUUAAAGAGCGACGCUUUGAAAGAGAGACACUGGAGACAGUUGAUGAGAAAAUUGAGAGUAAACUGGGUCCUGUCUGAAGUUUCAUUGGGCCAGGUCUGGGAUGUCGAUCUCCAAGCUAAUGAAAAUAUUGUUAAGGACAUAAUUUUAACUGCCCAAGGUGAAAUGGCACUGGAGGAAUUCUUAAGACAAGUUCGAGAAUCUUGGCAGAGUUAUGUUUUGGAUUUGAUCAACUAUCAGAACAAGUGUCGUUUGAUUAGGGGCUGGGAUGAUUUAUUUACUAAAGUGAAAGAACACAUUAAUUCUGUUGCUGCUAUGAAACUCUCUCCUUAUUACAAGGUAUUUGAAGAAGAAGCGAUAACAUGGGAGGAAAAACUAAACAGGAUCAAUGCCCUCUUUGAUGUUUGGAUCGACGUGCAGAGAAGAUGGGUUUAUCUAGAAGGUAUUUUCUCCGGAAGUGCUGAUAUUAAAACCCUUCUACCUAUUGAGACCUCAAGAUUCCAUAAUAUCAGUGCUGACUUUUUGGGACUGAUGAAGAAAGUCGCAAAAUCCCCAAUGGUAAUGGACGUCUUGAACAUCCAGGGUGUCCAGAGGUCGCUCGAACGUCUGGCAGACCUCCUGGAGAAAAUUCAGAAAGCAUUGGGCGAGUACCUAGAAAGGGAAAGGAUGUCCUUCCCAAGGUUUUACUUCGUCGGUGAUGAAGAUCUACUGGAGAUAAUAGGAAACUCAAAAAAUAUCCCAAGGCUGCAAAAACAUUUCAAAAAAAUGUUCGCUGGAAUCGCUGCUAUCUUAUUAAAUGAAGACAAUACGGUCAUUACAGGAAUCGCAUCUAGAGAGGGAGAGGAGGUGAUUUUCAAUAAUCCGGUUUCAACAGUUGACAAUCCGAAGAUCAACGAAUGGUUAACCUGCGUUGAAAAAGAAAUGCGAUUGACUCUCGCUUCGUGCCUUUCAAAAGCUGUUGCUCAUAUAAGAACUUUCAAGGAAAUUGAACCGGCGACUUUCAUGGAAUGGUGCGACGGCUACCAAGCUCAAGUUGUCGUUCUAGCCGCUCAGAUUUUAUGGUCUGAAGAUGUCGAAGUUGCUUUGAACGCAGGUGGUGGUACAGGGUUGGAGAACGUUUUAAAACAAGUGGAAAAAACGCUGACCGUCCUUGCUGACUGCGUUUUACAGAAACAACCUUCUCUAAGAAGGCGAAAACUUGAAGCAUUGAUUAAUGAGUUUGUUCACAAAAGGACAGUUACCAGGAAUCUGAUUCAAUACAAAGUUACAUCACCAAAAGCGUUCGAAUGGCUCUCACAGAUGAGGUUCUACCUUGACGCCUCUCAGACUGAUGCUUUAAAUCAGCUCUCCAUACAAAUGGCUAACGCUAAAUUCCACUAUGGGUUUGAAUACUUAGGUGUUCAAGACAGGCUAGUUCAAACUCCCCUUACUGACAGGUGUUAUUUAACAAUGACCCAAGCUUUAGAGUCAAGGCUUGGUGGUUCUCCAUUCGGCCCGGCAGGUACGGGAAAGACAGAAUCUGUGAAAGCGUUGGGCCAUCAACUAGGUAGAUUUGUCUUGGUUUUCAACUGUGAUGAAACAUUCGACUUUCAAGCGAUGGGAAGAAUUUUCGUCGGCCUCUGUCAGGUUGGAGCUUGGGGCUGUUUUGAUGAAUUCAAUAGAUUAGAAGAAAGGAUGCUUUCUGCUGUUUCACAGCAAAUUCAGACCAUCCAGGAAGCCCUUAAAUCUCAGAUGGACUCUGCUUCGAAAGACUCAACAUUGAACGUUGAACUGGUCGGUAAACAAGUCAAAGUAUCUCCAGACAUGGCGAUAUUCAUCACGAUGAACCCUGGUUACGCUGGACGUUCCAAUUUACCGGACAACUUGAAGAAGUUGUUUAGAUCACUAGCGAUGACCAAGCCUGAUAGGCAGCUUAUUGCCGAGGUGAUGCUGUUCUCACAGGGCUUCCGCUCUGCCGAAAAGCUCGCAUCUAAAAUUGUGCCAUUUUUCAAGUUAUGUGAUGAGCAAUUAUCAAACCAAUCUCAUUAUGAUUUUGGCUUGAGGGCGCUUAAAUCUGUCCUUGUGUCGGCUGGUAAUGUAAAACGAGAUCGCAUUCAAAGGAUUAAAGAGAGAAAAGAAGGUGCUGGUGACACUGGAUUAGACGAGACAUCUAUCGCAGAAAAUCUCCCCGAGCAAGAAAUUUUAAUACAAUCUGUUUGCGAAACAAUGGUGCCAAAAUUAGUCGCAGAAGACAUCCCCCUCUUGUUUUCAUUGUUAAACGAUGUAUUCCCUCAAGUUCAAUAUACCCGAGCCGAGAUGACAAAGUUGAAAGAAGAAUUAAGAAAAGUUUGUCAAGAAGAAUACCUAGUUUGUGGAGAAGGAGAUGAACAAGGUGGCCCUUGGAUGGAAAAGGUACUUCAGCUGUACCAAAUUUCAAAUUUGAAUCAUGGGCUCAUGAUGGUUGGCCCGUCUGGCUCUGGCAAAUCAUCGGCGUGGAGGGUGCUCUUGAAGGCGUUAGAGAGGUAUGAAGGGAUUGAAGGCGUGUCGCACGUCAUAGAUCCAAAGGCGAUGUCCAAAGAAGCACUUUACGGCGUGCUCGAUCCGAAUACGAGAGAAUGGACUGAUGGAUUGUUUACACACAUUUUAAGAAAAAUCAUAGACAACGUAAGAGGAGAAAUUAACAAAAGACAGUGGAUUAUUUUCGAUGGUGAUGUAGAUCCCGAAUGGGUUGAAAAUCUCAAUUCGGUACUCGACGAUAACAAAUUACUUACUCUUCCAAAUGGUGAAAGAUUGUCAUUACCACCAAAUGUUAGAGUUAUGUUUGAGGUUCAAGAUUUAAAAUACGCUACUCUUGCCACAGUUUCAAGGUGUGGCAUGGUAUGGUUCUCGGAAGAUGUCCUUUCGACUGAAAUGAUCUUUGAAAAUUACCUUCUUCGACUGAAGAACAUUCCAUUGGAAGAGACCGACGACGAUUCUUUAGGUUUUGCGCCAAAAAAGAUUCAAUCGGAGAAGGAAGAAGGUGUUUCACCUUCGAUGCAAGUGCAAAACGAUAUCGCAAACAUACUUCAAUCGUAUUUCGCCCCCGGAGGGUUGGUUGUUAAAUGCUUAGAGUACGCUAUUAUUCAAGAGCACAUCAUGGAUUUGACAAGGCUCAGAGCUCUGGGCUCUUUAUUCUCAAUGUUGAAUUACGGUGUCCGAUGCGUCAUCCAGUAUAACCAAACGCAUUCAGACUUUCCCCUUCCUCCCGAACAACUAGAUCGGUACAUUCCGAAAGUGUUAGUUUAUUCCUUGCUAUGGAGCUUCGCUGGCGAUGCAAAACUAAAAGUAAGGAGCGAUUUAGGAGAUUUCAUCAGGUCGGUUACAACAAUACCACUGCCUCCACAAAUCCCAAAUACGCCAAUUAUCGACUUUGAGGUUAACAUUAAUGGGGAAUGGAGUGCUUGGUCUGCUAAAGUUCCACAGAUUGAAGUUGAAAUUCAUAAAGUUGCCGCUCCUGAUGUAGUCGUUCCUACAUUAGACACUGUAAGACACGAAUCUCUUUUAUACACAUGGCUUGCAGAACAUAGGCCUUUAGUGCUUUGCGGCCCUCCCGGUUCUGGUAAGACCAUGACUCUCUUCUCGGCCCUGAGAGCUUUGCCGGACAUGGAAGUCGUUGGGCUUAACUUUUCUUCAGCGACAACGCCCGAAUUGUUGCUCAAGACAUUCGAUCAUUACUGCGAGUACAGAAAGACGCCGAAUGGAGUCAUACUUGCCCCAGUUCAACUUGGGAAAUGGCUGGUCUUGUUCUGCGAUGAGAUUAAUCUUCCGGACAUGGAUUCUUAUGGAACACAAAGGGUCAUCUCAUUUUUGAGGCAGUUAGUCGAACAACGAGGUUUCUACAGGACAUCUGAUCAAGCAUGGGUGACUCUAGAGAGGAUUCAGUUCGUCGGCGCUUGCAAUCCUCCAACUGAUCCCGGAAGGAAACCGCUUUCCCACCGGUUCUUGAGACAUGUCCCAGUCAUAUACGUAGAUUAUCCAGGGGAAACAUCGCUCAAACAGAUUUACGGUACAUUCAGUAGAGCGAUGCUUAGGCUGAUCCCGUCGCUCAGAGGAUUUGCGGAACCGCUUACAAAUGCAAUGGUGGAGUUUUAUUUGGUUUCGCAAGAGCAUUUUACACAAGACAUGCAGCCGCAUUAUGUCUAUUCUCCUCGUGAGAUGACCAGAUGGGUCAGAGGUAUUUGUGAAGCUAUGAGGCCUCUUGAGAGUUUAAAUGCUGAAGGGCUUGUGAGGUUAUGGGCACACGAAGCUCUUCGCCUUUUCCAAGACAGAUUGGUUGAAGCUAAUGAAAGGAUUUGGACGAAUGAAAACAUAGACAAAGUGGCUUUAAAACAUUUUCCCUCUGUCGAUAAGAAAGAAGCCCUUGGCAGACCGAUCCUUUACUCUAACUGGCUAUCCAAAGAUUAUGUACCUGUCGAUAGAGAUGAACUUCGCGAUUAUGUUAAAGCCAGGCUUAAAGUUUUUUACGAUGAAGAAUUGGAUGUUCCGCUUGUUCUUUUUGAUGAAGUGUUAGAACAUGUAUUGAGGAUCGAUCGGAUUUUCAGACAACCACAGGGUCACCUGCUAUUAAUCGGCGUUUCAGGAGCAGGAAAGACAACUCUAUCACGAUUUGUCGCGUUUAUGAACGGUCUGACAGUUUUUCAAAUCCGAGUUCACAACAAGUACACGAGCGAAGAUUUCGAUGAAGAUCUAAGGUCGGUUCUGAGAAGGUCGGGAUGUAAGAAUGAAAAGAUCGCUUUCAUUCUUGACGAAAGCAACGUCCUCGAAUCGGGCUUCUUAGAAAGAAUGAACACACUUCUGGCCAACGGGGAAGUCCCCGGUCUCUUCGAAGGCGACGAGUACAGCACUUUGAUGACGCAGUGCAAAGAAGGCGCUCAGAGAGAAGGCUUAAUGUUAGAUUCAAACGAGGAAUUGUAUAAAUGGUUCACCGGCCAAGUCAUGAGAAAUCUUCAUGUCGUUUUCACCAUGAAUCCAUCGUCCAAAGGGCUUAAAGAUCGUGCUGCCACUAGUCCUGCUUUGUUCAACCGUUGUGUACUCAAUUGGUUUGGCGACUGGUCCGAAGGCGCACUCUAUCAAGUUGGUAGAGAGUUUACAAAUCAACUGGAUCUUGAUGGUGCUGCUAAUUGGAAACCUCCAGAUUUCUUCCCUGUUGUUUAUUCUGGUUUGUCGUCUACUCCAACGUACAGAGAAGCGGUCAUUAAUGCGUGUGUUUAUGUCCACCAAACAUUGCACAAAGCGAAUGCACGUCUUGCUAAAAGAGGUGCCAGGACAAUGGCGAUUACUCCUAGACAUUAUUUGGACUUUAUCAAUCAUUUUGUGAAACUUUAUCGAGAAAAAUGCUCAGAGCUGGAAGAACAACAGGUCCAUUUGAAUGUCGGCUUAGGUAAAAUUGCCGAAACCGUCGAACAGGUAGAAGAAAUGCAAAAGUCCCUUGCCGUCAAAUCUCAGGAAUUACAAGCGAAAAACGAGGCGGCAAAUGCUAAACUGCGCCAAAUGGUAAAGGACCAACAAGAAGCAGAGAAGAAAAAAGUCGUGUCGCAGGAAAUUCAAUCGCAGAUAGAAAAGCAAAAGCUGCUCAUUGCGCAGAAGCGAGAAGGGGUUAUGGCUGACCUAGCUCUCGUAGAACCCGCUGUUAUUGAUGCCCAGCAAGCUGUGAAGGAAAUCAAGAAACAGCAGCUUGUUGAAGUUAGAUCUAUGGCUAACCCUCCUGCCGUUGUCAAGCUUGCUCUCGAAUCGAUUUGUCUCUUGCUUGGCGAAAAUGCCACUGACUGGAAGAGCAUCAGGACUGUCGUAAUGAGGGACAAUUUUAUCAAUUCCAUCGUUAAUAAUUUCAGCACAGAAAAUAUUUCUGACGAAGUUCGGGAGAAAAUGCACACACGGUAUCUUAGCAAUCCCGAGUAUACUUUUGAAAAAGUCAACAGAGCUUCGAUGGCUUGUGGACCUAUGGUCAAAUGGGCUGUUGCUCAAAUAAGUUAUGCGGAUAUGUUGAAAAAAGUUGAACCACUCCGUGAGGAGUUGAGAUCGCUCGAGGAUCAGUCAGGCGAGAACCAGAAAAAAGGCGAGGAGACUCAGAAACUCAUCCAACAGCUUGAAAAGAGCAUUGCCGCGUACAAGGAAGAGUAUGCUCAACUCAUUCAAGACGGUCUUGCCAUCAAGCAAGAUCUUGAGAACGUUCAGGCCAAGGUCGACAGGUCGAUAGCUCUACUCAAGUCUCUAGGAAUCGAAAGGGAGAGAUGGGAGAUGACGAGCGAAACCUUCAAGUCUCAGAUGGCCACAAUCAUCGGCGACGUUCUCCUCUCCUCUGCUUAUCUCGCUUACGCCGGUUAUUUUGAUCAACACUAUCGUCAUAAUCUUCUCAGCACUUGGACAGAACACCUGACGAAUGCUGGAAUAUUAUUUAGAUCUGAAAUCGCACUUACUGAAUAUUUAUCUAAUCCUGAUGAAAGGCUGAGAUGGCAGGAAAAUGCUUUGCCGACAGAUGACCUCUGCACGGAAAAUGCUAUCAUGCUUAAGAGGUUCAAUAGAUAUCCGUUGAUCAUUGAUCCUUCAGGGCAAGCGACAGAAUUUAUACUCAAGGAAUACAGGGACAAGAUAACAAAAACGAGCUUCUUGGACGAUUCUUUCAGAAAGAAUCUUGAAAGUGCAUUACGAUUCGGAAAUCCACUCCUUGUUCAAGAUGUUGAAAAUUAUGACCCAAUAUUGAACCCGGUGUUGAACAGAGAAGUACGAAGAACGAGCGGCCGUGUCCUAAUAACGCUCGGCGAUCAAGACAUAGAUUUGUCACCGUCUUUUGUUAUAUUUUUGUCAACGCGUGACCCGACUGUCGAAUUCCCGCCAGAUAUCUGUUCGAGAGUUACAUUCGUCAACUUCACAGUCACAAGAUCGUCGUUGCAGAGCCAAUGCUUGAACCAAGUGCUGAAAGCAGAAAGGCCCGAUAUCGAUGAGAAACGCUCCGAUUUGCUUAAACUACAAGGGGAAUUCCAUUUAAGACUGAGACAACUAGAGAAAUCGCUUUUGCAGGCUUUGAACGAAGCCAAGGGUAAAAUCCUUGACGACGAUUCUGUUAUCACAACCUUGGAAACUCUUAAAGAAGAGGCUGCUGAUAUUAGUAAGAAGGUUGAAGAGACUGAUAGGGUUAUUGCCGAAAUAGAGACAGUUUCCCAACAAUAUAAACCUCUUUCUCAGGCCUGCAGCAAUAUGUACUUCACCAUGGACAGCCUUAAUCAAAUCCAUUUCUUGUAUCAAUAUUCUCUCAAAUUCUUCUUAGACAUUUUCAAUGCCGUUUUAUUUAGUAACCCUAAUCUUGAUGGCCUGACGGACCACAGUACAAGACUGGCUGUCAUAACAAAACAAUUAUUUUCGGUGUGUUUUGAAAGGGUUGCAAGAGGAAUGCUUCACAUCGACAGGCUUACACUCGCCAUAUUACUUUGUAGAAUACAUCUUAAAGGACUUCCUUCUGAGGAUCCUUUAGACAAUGAGUUCCAUUAUUUCAUGAGUGCCAAAGAAGGUGUAAUUGCUUCAAAUGAACAACCCAUUGACGGAUUGUCUUCCGAGCAAAUGGAAGCCAUGAUCCGCAUGGCGUCGAGAUUACAUCCAUUUAAAGAGCUGUUGAAGAAAGUUCGUGAAAUGCCUGAAUUUGUGGCAUGGUCGCAGCAAAGCACACCUGAAAUGUGUGUGCCAACGUUGUGGCAUGAAGACAAGCCAUUGUCUCCAAUCGCAACAUCCAUGAAUAGACUUCUACUCAUUCAGGCUGUAAGGCCUGAUAGAGUCGUGGCAGCGGGACAUAUUUUUGUCUCGACUGUAUUAGGAGAAGGGUUCAUGCAAACCGCUGAAAGAGAACCGAACUUGGGUCAUAUUACUGAGAAAGAGCUCAGUUGCAACGUUCCUGCACUGUUGUGUUCCGUCACAGGCUUUGAUGCGACUUCCAGGGUUGACGACAUGGCGGCCGAACUGGGCAAACAAAUUGCAAGCAUCGCUAUCGGUUCUGCGGAAGGGUUCAGCCAGGCCGAUUCAGUCAUUAAUAUGGCUGUCCGUUCUGGAAGGUGGGUUCUCCUCAAGAACGUACAUCUAGCACCUCAGUGGCUCGUACAACUAGAGAAAAAACUUCAUUCACUAUCUCCCCACACGAAUUUCCGCCUGUUCCUGACGAUGGAGAUAAACCCGAAAGUUCCAGUCAACUUGUUAAGAGCCGGGAGAAUAUUUGUGUUUGAACCUCCGCCAGGAAUCAGGGCCAACCUUCUUAGAACUUUUAGUACGGUUCCGGCAUCGAGGAUGAUGAAACAGCCGAGUGAAAGGGCUAGAUUAUAUUUCCUCCUCGCUUGGUUCAAUGCUAUUGUACAAGAAAGGCUACGGUAUUCACCGCUCGGAUGGGCAAAACAUUAUGAAUUUAAUGAAUCCGAUCUACGAGUCGCUUGCGAUACUUUAGACACCUGGAUUGAUGCAACAUCAGCUGGAAGGACACAAUUAGCCCCUGAGAAAGUGCCUUGGGACGCUUUAGUCACACUUCUGUCACAGUGUAUUUAUGGAGGCAAGAUUGACAAUGAUUUUGACCAGAGGCUGCUCUCCUCAUUCUUAGCCAAAUUAUUCACGCCAAAGAGCUUUGAAUCUGAUUUCGCAUUGGUGGCUAAUGUUGACGGAGUCGCAGGUGCGCCUGGUGGCCACAGGCAUAUCACGAUGCCGGAUGGUACGAGGAGAGACCAUUUCCUUCAUUGGAUUGAAUCCCUCUCGGACAGACAGACGCCUUCAUGGCUCGGACUGCCGAACAACGCCGAGAAAGUCCUUUUAACGAACAGAGGGACGGAUUUGGUCAUAAAGCUGCUUAAAAUGCAACAGCUCGAGGACGAGGAUGAACUAGCUUACACUGACGAUUCAGCUCAAGUCAACAGCCUUACAAAGAACAGCAUGAACGACUCGCCCAGCAGCAUUACAAGGCCGACAGACGGUAGACCAGGCUGGAUGAGAAUCCUUUACAAUUCUGCGACAACUUGGCUUCAACUUUUACCAACAAAUCUACCAACUUUAAAAAGGACAGUGGAAAAUAUCAAAGAUCCUUUAUACAGAUAUUUUGAAAGGGAGGUUAAUUCUGGAGCUAAAUUAUUAAGAGAUGUUAUUCAUGAUUUAGCGGAUGUAGUUGCUAUCUGUCAGGGUGAAAAGAAACAGACAAACUAUCACCGAGCUAUGCUCAACGAUCUCGUGAGGGGUAUAUUGCCAAGCUCAUGGAGGCGGUACACAGUUCCGCGCGGAUGUACCGUCAUUCAAUGGGUAACGGAUUUCAGUCAAAGGGUCAAACAGCUGGAGCAAAUCUCCCAACUCGCAUCUCAAAAAGGGCCAUCGGAAAUUAAGAAUAUGCCCGUUUGGUUGGGAGGAUUGAUGAACCCUGAAGCAUACGUGACAGCAACGAGGCAAUGCAUCGCCCAGGCCAACAGUUGGUCGCUCGAGGAGCUUAUUCUUGAAGUUACAAUUUUGGAUCAGGCAACGACUCCAUCUAUGGAUAGAUGUAGUUUCCCCGUUAUAGGCUUGAAGUUACAAGGAGCACAAUGUAGGAAUAACCAACUACUCUUAACUUCAACGAUAAUGAUGGACCUUCCUACCACUCUUCUUAGGUGGCAGAGAGCUGGAAGUGAUAGCAAUGCGGGAAAAUUAUCCCUUCCUGUGUAUCUGAAUUCUACGAGGUGCGAACUAUUGUUCACCGUCGACUUGAACAUCGCUCCGGGACAAGACGCCCACAGUUUUUACGAGAGGGGAGUCGCCCUUCUCACAUCGACUGCACUUAACUAAUUCUAUAACAGAUUUAUUUUCGUUUUUAGUUUAAGUUUGAAAUUAGCCUUUCUUCCAUGAUCCUGUGUGUGGAUGAGAAACAGUUUUUUAUUGUACAUAUUUUUGUAAGUGUUUCUAUAUAUUUUUUUUCCUUGCUCGUUUCAGUUAAAUUAUUAAUAUUUAUACAUGGGAUGUAAAACGGUGAUUAAAAUAGAAUAAUAGGGACAAAAUAUUUAAAAGGGCUAAUCUCUCACUUAAAAUUUGGAAUCAACGCUUUUUAUCGAUUUGGUUAAAGAGGAAAAGCCGAUAUACUUAUAAACUUACUUGUUAUUUUGUUCAGUGAUAUGCGCACAUUAAUAUUACUAAGUACAUUAAAAUAAAAUUUGAUAUUUUUAUUUAUUCUAUUUAUAUUGUAAAUAAUUCCAUGGGAAUGCUAGCAUUAGAACCGAGCAAUUCUUGUUAAUUUAUAUUUUAUCAGACAUAAGGAAAAAGCCAUUGUUUAAUUAUUUAUAUUGUUGUUUAAUUAUUUUUAUAUAGAAAUGUCUAUUGUGAUUUAGCCUGUAUGCUUUUGUUUACUUCUUAUAUAAAUUCUUAAUUCAAAAUAUACACAGGAAUUUUAACUUGUU